AUGACUUGCGGUAUCUCGUGUGUGGACAAUGCGUUAAACAAAUCCUUCUACAAGCUCGGGUUCUUCAUCGCCAAGCAUCCGGGCUACUUUCUGAUCGUGCCAGUCCUGCUGGCUCUGCUCUGCAUGACCGGCUACCAACAGAUCAAGUACGAAAUCGAUCCCGAGUAUCUGUUCUCACCGAUCAGCGGCGAGGGCAAAGCGGAACGUGCCAUCGUCGAGAACUACUUCAAGGUCAACUAUACGCACCGUUUCAACGUCGGCAGAAUCACCAGACCGGGACGCUUCGGUCGGGUGAUUGUGGUCUCGAAGGACGAACACAACAAGAACCUCCUGCGACGCGAUGUGUGGCAGGAGCUGCGCCUGCUGGACGGCAUCAUCCAGAACGCAACGGCCCAUUUCGAGGGCGAAACGUUCACGUACCGCGAGGCGUGCGCCCGGUGGGAGAACGAGUGCUUCGCGAACGAUAUUCUCAACCUGGAUAAGAUCAUCGACGAGGUUGAGGCCGGCGAACUGAAUCUCACCUUCCCGGUAAUGUUUAACCCGGUAACGUGGGAUGCGCACGUGUUUCCCGUGUUCUUCGGCGGCACGCAGGUGUCGGAGGACAACAUCAUCAUCUCGGUGCCGUCGCUCCAUCUGGUGUACUUCGUGACGGCGGACUCGAAGCGCCAGGAUGGUCGCGGGGCCGCCUGGGAGGAAGCGUUCCUCGACGCGGUCGGCUACGCCGAGGACAACGGGCUGUUCCAGUACAUCUCCGUCGCACGGUUCGCCUCGCGCACCCUCGACCACGAGCUGGAGCGCAACACGCGGACCGUCGUGCCGUACUUUGGCUCCACCUUCCUGCUGAUGAUCCUGUUUAGCGUGGUGACGUGCAUGAUGGGCGACGUGGUCCGCUCGAAGCCCUGGCUCGGCCUGAUGGGCAACGUGUCGGCCGUGAUGGCGACAUGCGCCGCCUUCGGACUCGCCAUGUACCUGGGGAUCGAGUUCAUCGGAAUCAACCUGGCGGCACCGUUUCUAAUGAUUGGUAUCGGUAUCGACGACACGUUUGUGAUGCUGGCCGCCUGGCGGCGCACGUCGGUGAAACUGUCGACCCCGGAGCGCAUGGGCCACAUGAUGUCCGAGGCGGCCGUGUCCAUCACCAUCACCUCGCUCACCGACAUGAUCUCGUUCUGGAUCGGCAUCCUGAGCCCGUUCCCGUCGGUGCAGAUCUUCUGCGCGUACAGCGGGUUCGCCGUCUGCUUCACCUUCCUCUGGCACAUCACGUUCUUCGCCGGCUGCAUGGCCGUGUCCGGGCACUGCGAGGCCAAGAAUCUGCACGCCACCUUCGGAUACAAGGUUCUGCCGGAAUCGGUUGCUAUCAAAGAAAAACGAUCAUGGCUGUAUCGGAAGCUGAACACGGGCGGAAUCAAUCGGGACGACCCGGACAACCCGAUCGACAACCGGGAGCACGCACUGAUGGCGUUCUUCCGCGACCGUGUGGCGCGCGUGCUGAACAAGGGCUGGACGAAGGCGAUCAUUCUGCUGAUCUUCGCGGCGUACCUCGGCGGGGCCUGCUUCGGGCUGACGAAGAUCAAGGAGGGCCUGGAGCGCCGCAAGCUCUCGAAGGCCGACUCGUACUCGGUGAAGUUCUUCGACCUGGAGGACGACUACUACCGCGAGUUCCCGUACCGGAUACAGGUGAUCGUGACCGGGGACCUCAACUACUCCGAUCCGCACACGCAGAUGCAGAUCGAGGAACUGAUGCAGUCACUCGAGAACACGUCCUACGUGACGUCACCGCUCUACAGCGAGUCCUGGCUGCGUUCGUUCGUGUCGUACGUGGACCGGAACAACGACUACCUUAACUUCACGCUGGACAGUGAGCAAAGCUUUAUCGACGCGCUACGAGAGAUUUGGCUCUUUCCGGCGAAUCCAUUCUCGCUAGACGUCAAGUUCGACGAGGACCAUACGAAGAUACUGGCGUCCCGGUUCAUGAUCCAGGCGGUCAACAUUACCGACACGAACCACGAGAAGGAGAUGGUGAGGGACCUGCGGCAGAUCUGCAAGGAGUCGCCGCUGAACGCGACCGUCUUCCACCCGUACUUUGUGUUCUUCGACCAGUUCGAGCUCGUCCGGCCGACCUCCAUCCAGUCGAUGAUCGUCGGGGCGCUCAUCAUGAUGCUGAUCUCGUUCAUCUUCAUCCCGAACAUCCUCUGCUCGCUCUGGGUCGCGUUCUCGAUCGUCUCGAUCGAGCUCGGUGUGGCCGGCUACAUGGCGCUGUGGGACGUGAACCUGGACUCGAUCUCGAUGAUCAACCUGAUUAUGUGCAUCGGGUUCUCGGUCGACUUUACGGCGCACAUCUGCUACACGUACAUGUCGUCGAAGGCGCGCACACCGGACGAGCGGGUUAGCGAGGCCCUGUACAGUCUCGGCAUGCCGAUUCUGCAGGGCAGUACCAGCACGAUCCUGGGCGUGAUCGCGCUGCUGCUCGCCGACAGCUACAUCUUCCUGGUGUUCUUCAAGAUGGUGUUCCUGGUGAUCUUCUUCGGUGCGAUGCACGGGCUGUUCCUGUUGCCGGUGCUGCUGUCGCUGUUUGGGCCCGGAUCGUGCGAAUCGCACUACCUGCCGGACGACGAUCACAAGCUGUCGGCGGUCGAGAAGUCGUACCCGCACCCGUACUGCAUCUCGCACCCGCAGCUCGCGCUGACCGGGGCCUUCGGUAGCAAGAACUUCCUCGGUGCCCCGUACAAGGCGUACGGCGAGGACAAGGACCUGGGCAUCGGGACGUCGGGCGAGGAUUCGAGCGAAAGCUCCAGCAGCAAGUCCCAGCGUCGGCAGGCGCUCGAGGACGAGAACACGCGGCGCCGGUACGAGGAGGGGUGGCGCCGCUCGUCCCACAACCUAACCGGCCCGAGCCAGUUCCAGCCCAUGCUCGAUCUGUACGGCCAGGAAGCGCUGUGGACGAAGACGACCGGCAAGGUGGUCCCGCUGAAGGUCGCGAACGGACGCUACGGCUACGACGACAUGCUGCUCAACAUGGCGCAGGGUCAAACGAGCACGGCCAAGAAGCAGCGCGCGACCGAGUUCGAGGUUGACCGCGGGGUCGAAGAGCGACGCGAUCGCCGGAAGUCCGAAACGGAGGAGCGCUACAAGUCGCGCUACGAGUCCGACAACCGGACGUUCGAGGACGACGAAAUGCUGGACGACACGGAGUACCAGCACACGAACAGCCGUUACUACGUCUACGACACCAGCCACGUGAAGCGUCUGGCGGCCCCUGGCGGCGGCGAAAGUGGUGGCCACGCACCCGGCAGCGGCACCAUCGGCGAGCCGCACACCAGUGGCACCACCAACCAGCGGCGAAAGUUUUCGGACGAAAGCGACAAGCGGCGCCGGCACAGCGACGAAAGACGGCCGAGGAAGUUCUCGCCGCCCGAGGGCAUCUACAAGCAGAACCCGCACCGCUCGUCCUCCCAGCACAACCUCUACUACCCCCGGCAGCCGCCGCAGCGGACCGCCUCCCAGAGCAGCCUACACCAGCUGCGACACAUGGGCGACAUGAGAUUUCCCUGA
Molecule: messenger RNA, 3549 nt
Organism: Anopheles bellator
Lineage: Eukaryota; Metazoa; Arthropoda; Insecta; Diptera; Culicidae
Gene: Ptr
Product: patched domain-containing protein 3
Exons: 8
Coding region: 1-3549 (1182 amino acids)
Cellular component (GO): plasma membrane; cytoplasmic vesicle membrane
Source: RefSeq, a predicted model, not a curated record